AUGUUGACGUCUGCGGCUUUUCUACUCUGCCCGCUCGCUGCCACUGCCUUGCAGUACCCUUUAACACACUCACAGCCAUCGUUCGAAUCACCAGGUCGCCAGCAGAUGCAGAAGAGAUUAAAUGAAAUUCUGCCCAAGAUCGAGAUCCUCCGUCAAACUGGGGGAACGGCUGGCAUCUCUGUCGGCGUCAUCAGCCAUGGAGACGUCGUCCUGGAGCACUUUUUUGGAUUCGCAGACGUGCACCAGCGUCUGGCAGCAAAUUCCAGCACUCGAUACCCCAUCGCCUCACUGACAAAAGCGUUCGUCGCUACUACAAUCGCCCAGCUUGUCGACGAGGGCAGCCUGCGAUGGGACGAGCCCUUGACGACUUACAUCCCAGAGCUCAAUUUUCAUGCGGACCCAUCACUCGCGGCCCGUCUCACGCUGAUCGAUCUGCUUUCCCACAAUACUGGGCUCCUACGGCUCGACGCACUCUGGCUCGGUGCGAGUAGUCAGACUGUGAUCUCGAAAGAGUUCACUGUUGCUGUGUGCAAUCACUUGGCACCUGUGUAUCCGCUGCGGUCGAAAUGGCUAUACAACAAUUGGAUGUAUGCGCUUGCGGGUGAAGUGGUGGAGCGCGUGACGGGCAAAUCCUUUGGUCGAGCGCUUGCCAGCCACGUUCUCGAGAAAGUUGGCCUCACGCAGACUACGGUUAUUGAAUCUGAAGUCCCCCCUGAUUCAACCGCAGUGCCAUACAUGACCCUAGAUGACAAGACGCCAGUACGGGUUCCAAAAUCGGAACUCACCGACGGAACCUUUAUGGCGUCAGCUGGAGGCGUUCGAAGUACCGUCCACGACAUGUUGAUUUGGGGUAAUGCUCUUCUUUCAGUUUUCCGUGACGAACAAUCGCCACUGAAAGGGCUCGAUACCGUUCUAUCCGGCCACAGUUUUAUAAACAAAACGUUUUUAUCUGAUGAGCUCUACGCAUUGGGCUUCUCGAAAGCCACUACUCCCACACAGCUUGGCAAGGUCGGGUUUAACCCAGGCCUUGUCGAUGGCAUGCCGGUACUAGGAACCAAAUCUAAUCGGGAAACCGUCUUUUACCACAGUGGUGGAGGGACCGGUUAUAAUCAUUGCUUUAUGCUUGUGCCCGGCUCUCAAACUGCCAUUGUUGUUCUAACCAACGCAAUUUCGCACGGGGACAUUGCGGACUGGGUCGCCCAAACCCUCCUCCAAACCGUGUUAAACAUAGACUCUCCCGUGGACCUGGUGCCAUUUGCCGAACAAGCAGCCUCCAAUUGGAGAGCAUUAUAUCCGAAAAUGGUUGAAACACUUGAGCAAGGACGGACGCCAGAUACUCGCGAGCCUCCGCAUCAGGAGCUACUUGGGAAAUUCUACCAUCCGACGCAAGCGCUGUAUCUUGAGGUCUCUAUCGCAGAUGGCGCACUAAGAUUUAGCAUCAAUGGCAGAUCCGAACAAGAACAUAAGUUGUCGCAUUAUCACUAUGAUAGCUUCAUCUUCCUGCCAUCGGACGACGAACGCGUUCGUCGUGGGUUGGUUCACUACAGCGCCGCGGCUUGGCUGCUGCACUUUAAGAGGGAUUCUACAGGACAAGUUACGCAUAUUGUCUGGAAUCUGGAUGGUCAAGCUCCCGGCGGAGAAACCUUUUCUAAAGCGAAGGCGUAG
Uncinocarpus reesii 1704 is the source of this 1665-nucleotide messenger RNA. RefSeq lists its product as uncharacterized. The record is from RefSeq and is a predicted model, not a curated record. Lineage: Eukaryota; Fungi; Ascomycota; Eurotiomycetes; Onygenales; Onygenaceae. The coding region runs from base 1 to 1665 and encodes 554 amino acids. The transcript has a single exon.